Dermacentor silvarum is the source of this 449-nucleotide messenger RNA. RefSeq lists its product as uncharacterized. The record is from RefSeq and is a predicted model, not a curated record. The transcript has 4 exons. Lineage: Eukaryota; Metazoa; Arthropoda; Arachnida; Ixodida; Ixodidae. Bases 21 to 449 code for a protein of 142 amino acids.
GUUCAUGUCCAGAAAGUGCGAUGAAUUGGGUCGAAAUAUUGCUUCUAUUUUACGUCUACUGUCAAGCCUUAUCUGACGAUCUCAUUCCACAAAACAGAACCAAGCGUACGGUUUACCCAGUCUGGAAGCCACCGCCGAACAAGGCUUAUGACCUAUGUGGGUUUGAACUGAAAGACAACGCCACAUGCAAGCUGCCGCCAUGGUGCGCUGGAGGCGUUGGCAGGUGCUGUCGGUACGAGUGCGUCUGCCACUCGAGACUAAACCCAUGCGCCUCAGGGAAAUGGGCACAACAUGAAGGAACCCCCCCGAAGAAACCUGAACACGGAGGAGAAUGCGUACUUGAGUGCAUGAAGAAAUGCUACAAAACGUGCCUGGAUGGAAAGAAAAAGCCAGAGGAAUGUGAAGAGUUUUGUGCCCCGGGAUGUCAGAGUCAAUGUGGUGGCCGAUGA